AUGGCACCUUGGUCGGUUCUUGAAACGCCUAUGGCAAAGAUUCAUCAACACCUUUGCGCAUUCCAUGUGGUGGCCGAUGAGCAUGGAAGACAGAUCGAAUCACACCAUUACUGCACCUGUGUCUCUCCCGAUUUCCAUCAAUGUAUCAUCUACGAUUCUGACAAGCCUAACGCACGUUUGAUUGGCAUAGAAUACUUGAUUUCUGAAGACAAAUUCAACAACUUACCCGUCGAAGAAAAGAAAUACUGGCAUAGCCACAAGUAUGAGGUCGAGAGUGGUGUAUUGAUUCAAAUGCAUGCCAGCGGUAUCGAAGGUCAAGUGCCGGAGAACAAAGAGCGCGAGAUGAUGUCGGCAAUCCAUAAGACCUUUGGGAAAGUUAUACAUACCUGGAACAUUGACCAACAUCCAGACUUGCCCCUCGGGCCGCCGAGCUUGAUGAUGUCUUAUACCAAGCCAGAGAUGGUGAAUUGGGAACAAGUCAAGGAAAGAGACAGGGAGCAGGACGUGAAUACUCAAGAACGCAGUAAAAUUAGGUCGACGUAUUUGGACUUGGAUUACCCCAAGAAUAAGGAAGCCGAUCAAUGGAUGCGGAGUGGAAAACCGAUUCAAUUCAAACCGGUCGAAUCCAGUCUGACUCAAACCAGCAAUGGUAAACAAGCUUCUAAUGGCAAUCGCAAUGGUAGCUAA
This is a messenger RNA of Puccinia graminis f. sp. tritici CRL 75-36-700-3, 687 nucleotides long. RefSeq lists its product as uncharacterized. The record is from RefSeq and is a predicted model, not a curated record. The coding region runs from base 1 to 687 and encodes 228 amino acids. Lineage: Eukaryota; Fungi; Basidiomycota; Pucciniomycetes; Pucciniales; Pucciniaceae. The transcript is spliced from 8 exons.